AUGAAAGCUCUUCUUGCAUAUUCUAUUUCAGUGCUGGCCCUCGCAGAGAGCGCCAUCGCAACUACUCUGGUUGGGUCUUCAGUCACUACUCCUCUGGGCUCGUUUGAGCUUAACAAAGGAGCUGCAUGUGCCUGUGAAAAGCUUUCUCGAGCCUACACGGGGAUUAUUACUCCCGGCAGUGCAAACUAUACGGCCCAAGGUGCAGACGCCUAUUGGGACGUUCGAGCCGAUCUUUCUCCCGCGUGUAUCUUUUUGCCGAGUACGGAGGAUGACAUCUCCAAGGCUCUGAGAAUAUUCCAGGCUUGUGAUGCACAGUUCGCUGUUCGUGGUGGCGGCCAUAUGAAUUAUCCAGGAUCGAAUAACAUCGACGGCGGAGUUUUGCUAGCACUCGAGAAGUUCAACAACGUCAAAGUGGAUACCGACUCUGUCGAAGUCGGGCCCGGCCUUACCUGGUACGAUGUCUACAAAGCCCUCGAGCCCUCUGGCCGUGCAGCCAUCGGUGGACGUUUGAAAACAAUUGGUGUCCCAGGCCUGUGCCUCAUUGGCGGAUUCCACUAUUUCAACAACAAGUACGGUUAUGCUAUGGACAAUGUCCUCAGUUACGACAUUGUCCUUGGAAAUGGAACACAGGUCGUGGCAAACCGAACAUCACACCCGGAUCUGUUCUGGGCACUGAAGGGAGGUGCCAACAACUACGGUAUCGUGACCAAGUUCACAUUGAAGACCUAUGCUAUUCCCAACGUCAGCACGACUAUUCAGGUCUUCAAUGAGAGUGGUAUUCCGGACUUCUUGACUGCGGUUUGUAACAUUGCUAAGCUUGACGAGGAAGACCCUAUCGCAGCGGGAAUGGUUGCGACUGUGCAAUACAAUGCCACAACCAAAGUCGCGUCGGCUUCGUUGCUUGGUGUUCAGGAAGGCAUUAGCAAGCCUCCAUCUCAAUUUGCGAAUUUCUCUGCUAUCCCCGCUACUACACGGAUCAACAAUGUCACGACAAUGAGGCAGUGGGCGUCUAGUCUGGACACGCCUAAGCAAAUGUUCCGUGUGAUGUUCUCUCACAAAACCAUGAAACCGGAUCAAGACGUUCUAGUCUCGAUUUACAAGGCAUGGAAAGAUGCCGUUGACCAAAUCGCGGAUGUUGAAGGACUUUACCCAACCUUCGUGACAAAUGUCGCCCCUGCGAGCGCAGCGCGUAUCGCUCUUACCAAUGGUGUUGGCAACGUCUGGGGAUUGGAAGCAGAGCCUUAUAUUCUAUGGCAAUUCAGUACCGGCUGGGCCUUUGCGCAAGACGAUCUUCGAAUCGAGGCUUGGUCGCGCCAAUUGAUUGAGCGUCUCAAUGCGAUCAACAUUGAAAAAGGGCUUGCUACGGAUUUCAUCUAUAUGGGUGAUGCGGGAGAGUGGCAGGAUCCCUUUGCAGGCUUCCCUGUCGAGAAUGUGGCGCGAAUGAGGAAGAUUAAAGCCUCGUAUGAUCCUCUUGGGGUCUUCUCUAGGCUCAAUUGGGGAGGGUUCAAAUUGAGUGUAUAA
Molecule: messenger RNA, 1521 nt
Organism: Penicillium subrubescens
Lineage: Eukaryota; Fungi; Ascomycota; Eurotiomycetes; Eurotiales; Aspergillaceae
Product: FAD-binding oxidoreductase
Exons: 4
Coding region: 1-1521 (506 amino acids)
Molecular function (GO): FAD binding
Source: RefSeq, a predicted model, not a curated record